Molecule: messenger RNA, 282 nt
Organism: Prorocentrum cordatum
Lineage: Eukaryota; Dinophyceae; Prorocentrales; Prorocentraceae
Source: the annotation of a GenBank genome assembly
GCGACGCACGGCGACGGCGCCGACGACGCGGUCGAAGCCGCCGCGCGGGACGACGGCAGCCACGCCGCCGACGGCGGCUGGGCGUCGACGGGGCUGGCCGUGGGGCUCAGCGACCUGACGGCGCUGUUCCGCGCCACCUGCGGGGAGGACGAGGAGCCCGACGACGAGUGCGGCGCGCAGGUCGCGGAGGCGAAGGAGCGGCUGAACGCGGCCGACGAGAAGCUGAGCGCGGCCACCGCCGCCCGGAGCGCUGCAGAGGAGCGGCGCGACGCGGUGGCGAAG